UUUUAACCCUUUGAAGCUUAUUAUUCUUGAUGUUGAAUAUAUUUGUAAGUUGGGCUGAAGCUAAGUGUUAAAUACUUGUGUUUAAAGUGAUUUUCGUGUUACUUUCCUUUCCUUAAACAGCUAAUGACUAGACAUAACUUUAUUAAAUAUGAAGUAGCCUAUUCGUCUCUCGUGGGCCACAUGGGACACUGUUGACGUCGUUUUAAGCCUUUUACAUGUUCACCUCUCACAUUCAUUUCUCUAGACGUGUUUUUAACAGUCUGGUGGCUGACUGGUCGUGGUUUUGUCACGACAAUGAUAGGGUGAGGCUGGCUGUCGGUGUUUGGGGGGGGGGGGGGCAGUAACAUCCAUCGCCUGUGAGGUAGCUCUGUGUUUUAAUAUACUGUCACCAAGUUAACUCAUAAAGCACACUGCCUUUAGGUUUUUUUUAUAUCCCCUUCCACAAUAAAAACAGCUGUUUGUCCGUCAUUGGAGAACGAGGGUGUCAAGCGACCCGGGUCCGUGUGGCAAUUGGUUCAGAUUAAGUUUUCUUCAGAUCGGUUGAAGCCCAACCAGGAAGAGCACCACACACAUACACACAAAUAUACACACACACACACACAUCUCGCAGGCAGCGCCACCGACCGUCCUCUCUCCACUCCUCCCCAGCUCUCCCAGUUACGGAGCUCUACCAUCGCACCAGUCCGGCGGCUUCUCCUCCCCCCUUUCCUCCCCGCACAUUUUUGCUCGACGGUUCCCGGCUCGUGCAGGAGGAAGCGUGUCCGCGAGCCGUAAGUUACCGCCUCUCGUUAUUUUGUUGCUAUUUCGCCCUGAAUGUUUGAAGUUGUUCAGACUGGCCAGCCGUCCAAAAAGAGGAGCGCAGAACCCAUUUUUCGCUUCGUGCACCAGAAGCGACACACACACACACGCGCGCGCACACACACACACACACACACACACACACACACACACACACACACAUAGAAGGCUGCUGCUGCUGCUAUACGAGCCAGACUCUCCGAGGUCUCAACUGGAAGGACCGGGAUCUGAACAGCCACCGUGUCGGCAACACGGAAUCCGGCUGGAAAACGCGAACAGGAGGGGUGACUGCCCUUUAUUUUGCUUGGCCUCGUGGAGAAGCAUGUGAUGACUCACGCAAGGCAGAAGGGUUCCCUCAGGCAGAGUGACAGCAGUGCUGAGUGGUGGGACAACUGCCUUCCUUGGCCACAUGGUGGCACUAUGGGCGACGCUUGGUCUGAACGCUCACUGCGAUUUGGAAGGACGAAGAAGAUAAGUGAGAUCAUCAAACAAAAGAAGAAUCCAGACAAGAGGAUGAACGUCAAGAGAGGGAGACCUGAAAAAUCAGAUCAGAACAGAAAACUCAACCGGAAGAAUGACAAGAAACGGGACAGGAAGUUGUAUCCUUUGCGGGGGAGGGCUGGGGUUUCAGAUGGGGAGGGGCUCAGCUGCCAUGUUCUCCUUACCCGAUUGGAGGAAAGCAUUCGUGACAAGGAGAGUUCUGAAAAGAGGCAGCAUAAAGAAGGACGACGACAUUCAUCUCUCAAAUCUAAGCCUAAAAGGGGGAAAAAAGUUGUAAGAAAAGAGGAAAAGUUGUUACCAAAAACCAAAUCAAAAUCGAAUGGCCCAAGUUAUGACGAGUCUGUUCAGGUCCUCCAACCUCGAAAGCGCCGACUGGCCUCUCUAAAUGCCGAGGCAGUCAACAGUCUACUGCUUGAAAGAGCGACUGACCUACAGCCAGCCGCCAAACAGGCCAGACGACAUGAAGAGCCAUCAAAUGGAGUAAUAGCUCCGGAUGCAGAUCCAACAAGGACUGGUAUCUCUGGAAGUCUGAAGGCUUUGCAGGGAAACACUGGUAAAACCACCACGUCUCACAAACUUGUAAAGUGCCAAAGCUCUAAGAAGGUCAAGAAGGCUAAAGCCAAACAAGGAGAGAUUUGGGGGAUGAGUCAGGAAAGCCUAGAUGCCCCUGCACCCAGAAGAUUGGCGGGCCUGAAUGCUGCAGCACUUCUUAAGUUAACCAGCUCGUCUGCAACAAGUAAACAGAGAGUAAAGUCUGCACCUACUGCUACUAUCACUUCAGACUGCAAGGCUCCUGCCGCUGCCUCGACCCCCAAACAGCAGACCAGGGUCAAACACAAGGAGCACUCUCAGAAGCAGAAGGGGAAAAAGGUCUCGUCCCCGCACAGCGCCUGCACAUCCUGCAAGAACAAGGAGGACUUUGAGCCUAAAGUGGAGUGGGAUACUGGCAGCUGCACCCAUCGACUGACCAAACCCGGCUACCAGUCACGCAGCAUGCUUGCGUACCCGCUAAAACAAGUGAAGGAAGAACAGAUGGAGACCGAACUAAGCCCAUACUACUGCUGUCCCCCCGAGGGCUCAGUGGAAUACUGCCACCGCUUGGCCUUCUUCCUGGGCCAGCAGCCCUACGGAGAGUCUGACGAUCAGCCUCUAAACUCAGCCAUGACCCCUGUGAAGCGCGAGUGCCUCGUAACCUCCCCUUCCCUCACGCAUUCCCAUCCGCACACUGCCCUGACCCUCAGCCCCCACCCCUGCCUUUGCACCGCUGACCACUGCUUUUCCAGCUACUACGUCCACAUCGCCCACCCGACACACACUGGAACAACAUCAUCGAGCCUGGCCCCACGACCACUGAACUUUGCCCCCACCAGUCUAUGCCCUAACCGGAUGACGGGCUCCAAGCUGCUGGAUCCACGGGUGUCCCACGGCUCAGGGCUGCCCCAUCCCGCCUACUGCAACUCUGUGGCCUCACCCUGCUAUGGUGACGCCUGCGGAAUCAGUGGAUACACCUACAGAGCUAUGCCUCCUGUUACCAGCAGGGGGUGCUCUUUCAGCACAGGAUGCACUGGAUGCACACACGCCAUCAAAACAGAGGGUUACUCCUCCCCUCAGGAUGACCACAGCCCCUCCCUCCUGGUGUCCCCCUCCAUGCCGAUGUCCAGCUGCCCUCUGUCCACUGGGCCCACUUCCACCCAGACCAACCUGCUGACCCCUCUGUCGGGACGAGACCAGCCCCCUGCCAGGUUAAAGCUGGCCAGGGAAUGUCCUCAGAGCCCCAAACCCUCCAACGGAUCCUUGUCUGUCGUCCACACACGACCGAAACAGCCGUCGCCCCCGCCAAGCCUCAGCAGCACCAAACAAAAGAGAAUCAGCCGCAGACGGGCUACCAACGGCUGGCGGCCUGUCGGCAUGCCUUCAGAGAAAGAGGUCUUCAUUGCGGGAGAGGAUGAGACAGCCCUGCGGCAGUGUUAUGAAGGAGUGGAGAGGGACGGUGAAGUGAUACAUGUCAGAGACACUGUGCUGCUGCGAUCAGGCCCCAGGAAGAAAUCCCUCCCAUAUGUUGCCAAGAUAUCAGCGCUGUGGGAGGACCCUAAAACAGGAGAGCUGAUGAUGAGUCUUUUCUGGUACUAUCGACCUGAGCACACCCAGGGGGGCCGAGAUCCCAGCGCACACUGUGAGAAUGAGAUUUUCGCGUCCCGGCAUCAGGAUGAAAAUAGUGUGGCCUGCAUAGAAGACAGAUGCUACGUUCUCCCACUUGCCCAGUACUGUAGAUUUUGUGCCUUUGUGAAGCGGCGUGCUGAAGGUGCCCCACCCAGCAGUGCAAGUAUGGUGCCCUGCGGCCCUGACUUUGCCCCCCCCUCCCACCGCUGUGUGCCCACCGACGUCGACCCCGAGCUGGUGUAUCUCUGCCGGCACGUCUACGACUUCCGCUAUGGACGCAUCCUGAAGAACCUGCAGUAGAGGGCAGUGGGGGAGGGGGGGAUUCACACCGAUGAAUUAAUCACAGAGUAACUCCCACCUUCUGCACAGAGGUGGUGUUGCUGAAGGACUGAACACCCAUGUCUUCAGAGGGAGGGGGGGGGGGGGGGGGUUGUAAAUUAUUCCUGAGGGAUUCAGAUGAAGCAAAAAGUGUUUGUGACACAUAAUGAAGCACAGAUCCCUUUAGUCGACUACAGAGGGCGCUACAAUGUGAGGCAGAGCAACAAUUUUUCCCGGUUUGUGGGAGCAAGGAAGAGAGAAUUCAUUCAUCAGUUUGAAGAUUUCAGCUUCCACAACAACCGCCCCCCCCACCACCACUUUUCUCCCCUUUGCCUGCCAGGAAUGCUGAACACCAGACUGAACUGGCCAACGUUCAGGCCUACAUUUCUCCUGAAGCAUCUCAGCACAACAAUCAUGUUUGUUUCUUUUGUAAGCUAAGGCUCAGGAAGAGUCCGGCACUAAGGUGCUUCAGGGUGAACACAGGCCUGCACUGUCAGCUCCAUGUUAACGCUGCUCAACCAGCCAGGGUGAAGGAGCAGCUAAUCAAGAGCGGCGUCUGAUUUCUCCUGGUCUGUCUCACUCUGUGUGUGUGUGUGUGUGUGUGUGUGUGUGUGUGUGUGUGUGUGUGUGUGUGUGUGUGUGUGUGUGUGUGUGUGUGUGUGUGUGUGUGUGUGUGUGUGUGUGUGUGUGUGUGUGUGUGUGUGUGUGUGUGUGUGUGUGUGUG
Molecule: messenger RNA, 4501 nt
Organism: Labrus mixtus (cuckoo wrasse)
Lineage: Eukaryota; Metazoa; Chordata; Actinopteri; Labriformes; Labridae
Product: bromo adjacent homology domain-containing 1 protein-like
Exons: 7
Coding region: 1126-3759 (877 amino acids)
Molecular function (GO): chromatin binding
Source: RefSeq, a predicted model, not a curated record